Molecule: messenger RNA, 4701 nt
Organism: Apiotrichum porosum
Lineage: Eukaryota; Fungi; Basidiomycota; Tremellomycetes; Trichosporonales; Trichosporonaceae
Gene: ATG4
Product: Cysteine protease atg4
Exons: 3
Coding region: 1-4701 (1566 amino acids)
Molecular function (GO): protein-phosphatidylethanolamide deconjugating activity
Source: RefSeq, a predicted model, not a curated record
AUGAGCGGCGGUAGCCCUAGUCCCCUUGACUCUACGCCAACGUCGUCACCUUCACCGGCUGUGUUCGUCAUGUCGCCGCACGUCGAUGAACCGGCGACGCUAAGUCCCGGGCCACCACCGCCACCCCGCAGUAACCUUCCCACACCAGAAUUUGGCCGUCCAGUUGCCCGGAACGGCCGUGAACACCAACGUCUCAAGAGCUUGCUUCGCAGGAAUCCUGGUGGUGGCAAGGGACCACUGCAGUACACUCAGCAAGGUUCGGUUCCGAGCUAUUCGUCCACGCCCUCACCUGCGCCCGCCAAUGCACCAGUAGAGGAAGAGGACGACGACGACGAGUGGCUGUUAGAAGGGACAAGUACCAACGGCCAUGUCAAUGCGACCGUGUCAGUUGGACGGGAGGCGAGUAACCUCUCUCGCUCCGUUGAUACCCUCUCGCUCAACGAGUCGGACAGCGUCUCGCCCGUCGAAAGCACCGCCCCCGUUGUUAUCAGUGAGAAGCCAAGUGCCAGCGAGAAGCGUCGCAGCAAGAGCAAGUCUUUGGCCAAGAAGACGAGUCGACUGUUCAGCCGCAACGGCAACAGCAACAGUAACAGUAACAGUAACAGUAACAACGAGGACAGGCAAGAGCAGCUUGCGCCGCCCGUGCGACACAACUCGGUCUCGUCGGCGGCGUCUGGCGAUUCAUCACGGUCCUCCAAGCAUUGGAGUAUUACACGCGUUGGAGGAGGUCCAAAGGGUAGCCCACCACGAAGGACCCACGAUCCAUCAGCGCAGCCGUCGUCUUGGCAUCCUCCACCGUCCUCGUUUGCACUUCGCCGCAUGUCGUCGUCAACAACUGACAGUGACUCGUCAUCAAUCCCGGCUCCCAUCCCGCGACUCCGAAACCGCGACAGCUCGUCACACCUUAGCGCAUCUGUUCCCACUAUCCGUAACCUUACAACAUCACCCACACCGCAACAACAAGCACAAUACGCACAGAUUAGGCAAGACGCAACAGUUACUCACCGCGUAUCGGCAUGGUUCUCAAACUUCAUUCCCACCGGAGGUGAAAUGAGCUCCCCUUCGUCCCAAACCCAACCCGACUCCCCACAGCCUUCUUCCUCCCCGCUCCGUAAACAGCCGUCCGUUGCCGCGUCCUUCCUUGGCGGAGCACGCAACAAGGCCGCAGCCGCUGCACGUUAUCUGAUGGAUUCCGAGGCCCAGCCUGACCGGUGUCAGGACACUAUGUGGGUCAUGGGUCUCCCACACCCAGGCUGGACGCCCCAGUCCGAAGACAUCUGGGAUGAUAACGCGUCCACGCGCGGCGAGAUCUCACCACCGUCAUGGACGACGCGUAUCAAGGAGAGUAGCGGCACUUACUCGUCCUCGCCACCCAGUGGCGGUGGCGGCAGGUUUGGCAACAUUUUCAGCUCCAGCUUCAACUUGGCCGCUGUUGCCCAAGGUGAUCCGUCGACACCACCACCAGACGCUCGCACGCGCAAGGAAAAGCCAAAAGAGGUCCUCAAGUGGCCGGAUCAAUUCUACGAUGACUUCCGUACGCGCGUGUGGUGCACAUACCGCAACCAGUAUGCGCCGAUUUCACCAUUACCCCCUGGCGUGCUGCUCCCCAACCCUGCGGCCUUCUUCGGUGCCUUUGCUGCCGCCGGUGACGGAAAUCUCCCACAGCCUAGCCAGCUGGGCUCUGGUUCACAAUCUGGCCGACUGUCCAACGGUCCAUGGGGACUGUUCAAGAACGAGGGCGGCUUAACGAGCGACUCUGGGUGGGGCUGCAUGCUCCGCACAGGCCAGAGCGUUCUCGCUAAUGCCCUUGUGCAUUUGCAUCUUGGACGAGGUGGGCCGAGCACGAGCCCCGAGACGCCCGCUGAGCUGGCCGAGCUUGAAGCGUACGCGACCUAUGUUCGCCUCUUGUCGUGGUUCCUUGACGACCCGUCGCCGUUGUGUCCCUUCAGCGUCCACCGCAUGGCGCUCAUUGGCAAGGAGCUUGGCAAGGAGGUCGGCGAGUGGUUUGGCCCAAGCACAGCCGCUGGCGCGCUCAAGACACUCGUCAACUCGUUCCCGCUCAGUGGUUUGAGUGUCGCGAAUGCUGUCGACGGUAUCGUGUACCGCUCGGACGUGUAUGCCGCGUCCAACAUUUCGUCUGAUGAGUGGACGCCGGGCCAAGGCGGAUCGCUGCGGCGCUCUCGUCCCAGCUCGGCCCUCAACCAUCCUGGUUGGGGUGGCAAGGCCGUCCUCAUUCUCAUCGGACUCCGCCUGGGCCUCGAUGGCGUGAACCCUAUAUACUAUGACUCUAUCAAGGUGGGUUACAGGUGUGGAGAAACGUCAGCUAACCCUCAGACUCUGUUCACUUUCCCUCAGUCGGUUGGUAUCGCGGGAGGCAGGCCCUCGUCCUCGUACUACUUUGUGGCGUCACAAGGCAACUCACUCUUCUACCUCGACCCACAUACCACGCGCCAGGCCGUCCCUCUGCGUACGCCACCGCAAUCGGCUGCUAUGCCUUUCGCCACGAGGAGACCGUCCACGUCCGCGAGCAACUACUCCGAGUUUAUGGAGGACGACGUCGAGACCACCAGCCAGUCCAGCAGCCAGUCGGUGCCUCAAGUCGACGUGGUCAAUGUCGACGAGGACGCCGAGGUCGCCACCGUCAGCCCACCGCGCAAGUCGUCAAAGACUCGUCGGCGUCUCGCUGCAGUCACGCAGCCUCUGCGUAUCGUCCCCGACACUCCACCGCGCCGCAGGGGCUCUGUCUCAUCGGCUGCCGACCCCUCGACGCCGACCUUUAGGAGCUCGUCACGCCAAUCGGUGACUUCUCCCUCCCCCGCACGCCCAUCUGCCACGCGCCAGUCGACAGCAAGCUCAUCAUCGUCGUUCCGCUCCAAGCCGUCCCUCCCCGUGGACACCCAGACUGCAUGGUACGCGUCGGCUUACUCGGAGCCCCAGCUCAGGAGCUACCACUGUGACAAGGUCAAGAAGCUGCCGCUGUCUGGUCUCGACCCCAGCAUGCUUCUCGGCUUCCUGUGUGCGGACGAGGCGGACUUUGAGGACUUUUGCGACCGCGUCGGCAAGCUCCCACAAAAGAUCUUUACAGUCCAGGACGAGCCGCCGGUGUGGAGUGAGGAUGAGGACGGCGCGCUGGAAAGCGUGUCAGAACCUGUGUCUGAACCCGAGGACGACGACGAGCUGGCCCUGGCAGGCAGCGAACAGAGUGAGGAUGCCGACCUGGACCUCGAUGUCGAUGUCGAUGCUGUCGACGAGUUUGGCCGUCUUCCUGUACGAAGUGGCGCUAUGCGCGAGGACACCAUUACGCCCUCUACCGCUGGAGCCGCUGGAGGUGUUGCGGCAGUGGCAGCGGGCCUGGCGACGUUUGUCCAGCGCACGUUUACGCCAUCGUCUUCACCCCCAGCGGGCAGCCCCUCGGCCACGUCGCCCGCGGACAAGGACGACGAUGGUGACGACGAUGACGACGCCGAGACCACUGUCGAAGUCCACAUGACGACACGGCGCGAGGAGGGGACUGCCCGCGGCCUCAGCGCCGCCCUCGACCACCCUUCGGACCGCACCUUCGGCGACAGGGCCCGCUCGGCGUUCCAGCAGCGUGAAACCACUCCCGCGGCCGAUGUCCACUCUACCCCACGCAGCACGUCGCCGUCGCUCCCGGCCAGCCCCAAGAAGUCGGCCAGUGUGGGUUCACACGAGUCUGACGAGCUUGACCAAGUGGAUGUGACGACCGCUUCGAUUGGGACUCUGAUGGAGCCUCCCAAGGCGGCUUCGCGUGCUCGCGACACUCUCACCCCUCCGUUCCUUACUUCCUCUACUAGCGACGAGAAGACUCCCAUGGCCACGCCAGCGACUACAGCUCCAGUGCGCCGCGUCGCGACGCCUGUCGCCGAGCGCGAGCACAGCGCCGUGGUGUUUUUCGCCAGUGCGCGCGAGAUCCAGCCGCCAAAUACAUUCACCCACGCUGCCGACCCUGAGACGAUUGACGACGAGCCCUUCCUUGUCGACCGCGAUCCCGAGCCCGAGCUCGAGCCCGAGCUCGACCGCGAGCCUGAGCCAGAAGCCCCGCACACCCCCGUCAAGGUCAAGGCCUCGCCUGCAAGCUUUGACAAGCCCCUCCCUGCCUCGCCAGUGCUAGGGGCCAUCAAGCCCAAGCCCCUCCCUGCGUUCCCCCACUCCCAGUCGCGCGAAGAGCUCGACGACGAGGACGAGGAGGAUGCCGAAGAGCUGCAAGAGGUCGUCUCGUCGCCGGCCCUCACGGCCAUCUCGGCUUCGGAGCGGUAUCCCCUCGUCGACCCCGACUCGCCGUUCAUCGUCCCGCGCACGAUCCACUCGCGCAACGUGUCCACGUCGUCGCGCCUGUCCGCGUCGUCGCAAGGGUCCAUUGUCCCGCCCCCGCGAUCGGCGUCGUUGGUCGCCCCGACCAUCACCGCAGCGACACCGCCGGCGGUGGCGGCCGCUAUUGAGAUUCCGGCCAGUAUGACGCCGAUCCCGCGCCGCAGGGUAGACGACGGGGACGAGGAUGAUGACGAUGACGAGGACGAGGAGAGAGACGGGAACGGGGACGGGGAAGGCGAGAGCUUUGCGGACGAGAGCUUCGGUUACGCGCGCCGCGGGGGUGACCACCACCUCGACCACGACGCAGUGUCCACACCCAGCUCGGCGGCCGUGUUCGUCGACCACUCUCCCGACUACUCCACUCCAUAG